AUGACUCGAGAGAGUGUCGAGAUAUCCGAGACGUAUAGUCAAAGUUGCCCGAGACGUAUCGCCGAGGCGUACGGUCCGAAUUGCCCGAUAGACUGCCGAACACGUUUUGACUCAAACCCAAAAAUUAGGGUUCCGUUUUAUAGCAACAAGGCUCCGUCGUUGUAUGUAAUCGGAAAGUUUACGAUUCAGAUUGAGAACGGGACUGGAGUGAAAGACGUUGAGGCUGAUUCCCAAAGAACAUUAAUGGACUUAGAAACUGAACAUUUGAUAGCAAGGCUUAAUGCUCAAAGUGAAUAUAUGGAUAAGAAUGAGGAAGAUUGUGGUAUAGAUGUAGAAAUUGAUGGGACUGAGGAGGAAGAGACAGAAAUGCAUGGAACAGAUCAAAGUGAAACUCAAUCAACAACUCAAGCAACUCAAGCAGCUCCAAAUGCUCCACGGAAGAGAAAGUUAACUUCAAAGGUGUGGAAAGAUAUUGUGUCAGUUGGGGUUGAAGAAGAUGGCAAAGAAAGAGGCAAGUGCAUCCACUGUGGAGCCAAGUUGGUGAUCAAUACUAAAACACAUGGGACUAAGAGCUUGAUUCGUCAUUUGGAGAAGUGUCCAAAGAAACCAAGGAAUGAAGAUAGGCCUCCAUAUGAUCAUCAGAUUAACCGUGAGAUGACAAGUGAGAUCAUCAUUUACCAUGAUUUGCCAUUUCGCUAUCCUGACUAUGAGAAAGUUAGAGCAAGAGACUUGUAUCUCAAUCCCGAGUGUCAACCAAUUUGUAGACAGACUGCUGCAGCGGAUGUGUAUAGGAAGUAUGAGAUGGAAAAGGUCAAGCUGAAAGAAGUACUUGCAAACCAACAUGGGCGUGUCUGUUUCACUUCAGACUUAUGGACAGCAAAAGGUACAGUUAUGAGUUAUAUUUGCUUGACUGCGCACUACAUUGAUGAAAACUGGCACUUGAAUAGCAAGAUUUUGGCUUUCUGUGAACUUAAAUCUCCUCACACUGGUGAAGAAAUCUCUAACAAGAUUCUGGAAUGUAUGAAAGAAUGGGGAUUGGAGAAAAAGGUAUUUUCUAUUACCUUAGAUAAUGCAACAAACAACAAUAGUAUGCUGAACAUCCUCAAGGGUCAACUUCAGAUGAUUAGUGGUAGUGGUUUAUUAUGUGAUGGGAAAUUUAUGCAUGUUAGAUGCUGUGCCCAUAUUCUGAAUCUGAUAGUGAAGAAAGGUUUAGAUCUAGCAAAAGAUGUUCUGCACAAAAUCAGAGAGAGUGUGAUAUAUGUUAAAGCAUCUUCAAAGAGAAGAGACGCUUUUGCUGCAUGUGUUGAGAGAGUAAAGAUUAAGAGUGGAGCAGGGUUAUCACAGGAUGUUUCUACCAGAUGGAACUCCACAUAUGAGAUGCUUGUAAGAGCUUUAAAGUUUAAAGAAGCAUUUGUCAGCUUGAAGUGGUUUGACAGCAACUACAAGACUUUGCCUUCUGAUGAUGAAUGGAAGCGUGGAGAGAAAAUCUGUGAGUUGUUGAAGCCGUUUAGUGAUAUCACGACACACUUUUCAGGUUCUAAGUAUCCUACUUCUAAUGUCUACUUUACACAAGUGUGGAGAAUUGAACUGUUGCUGAGGAAAUUUGCACUUUGUGAUGAUGAAGAUGUGGCAAAACUGGCUCAGGAUAUGCAGAUUAUGUUUACCAAGUAUUGGGAGGAUUAUAGUCUUAUUUUGGCAAUGGGAGCUGUUUUAGACCCAAGAAUGAAACUGCAAAUGCUUGAAGUAGCUUAUGAAAGAAUUGAUCCAACUACUUCUGCAUCGAAAAUCAAAAAGCUUAAAGACAAUUUGGAGAUGCUCUAUGAAGAUUAUAAGGCUAAGUCUAGGACUUGUUCUUCAAGUAUUUCUGUAACUCCAAAUCCGCAUGAUUGGGUCAAUGAAUCUCCACUUGAUGAUGAUUAUGACAAUGAUCUUUUUGAGCUUGAAAAAAGCAUCGGAGUUGGAGUAGGCAAGACAAAGACACAUCUGGAUAUCUAUUUAGAAGAGCCAAGAUUGGAGAGAAAGUCUUUUCCAAAAUUGGAUGUUUUGUCCUUUUGGAAGGACAACCAGCAUCGACUUGGGGAAUUAGCCUCUUUGGCUUGUGAAAUACUAAGCAUUCCCAUCACUACANACUUGAAUAGCAAGAUUUUGGCUUUCUGUGAACUUAAAUCUCCUCACACUGGUGAAGAAAUCUCUAACAAGAUUCUGGAAUGUAACAUAGAGAACAACUAUGACAUUGGCACAACAGAAGAUGCUACAAAGAUAGUGAGUACUUCCGGAGCAGAAUGUUCAAGAUCAGGAGAUUCUAUCAUGCAUUGA
Messenger RNA from Camelina sativa (false flax), 2316 nucleotides. NCBI's taxonomy places the organism in Eukaryota, Viridiplantae, Streptophyta, Magnoliopsida, Brassicales, Brassicaceae. The record is from RefSeq and is a predicted model, not a curated record.